GAUUCGCUCCAUCCACAACCCGCCAUUCCUCCAUUCAUAUCCAUCUUCCUCUAAAAGCAGAGCUACCAACCGAGCCUAUUUAUUGACAUCUACUACGUCGUAAGUUAUCAACAGUAAAGGGAAAUCAAGAUACCUUUCAAAUCUCUUUCAAGUAUCAUCGCUUCGAACAGUUUAAUCGGAGAAUAACCAGCGAUUUUUGGAGGUCGAUCUUACAUUCGAGAAACACGAUCCACAACCCGGUUUUGUAACAUAUGGCGGACUCAACUACAUCAGCUCCAAAGCCAAGUUCCAGCGUCAAGUUGGUUCUUCUUGGUGAGGCAGCUGUAGGAAAGUCUUCCCUUGUAUUGCGGUUCGUGAACAAUGACUUUCAGGAAAACAAGGAACCUACCAUUGGAGCUGCUUUCUUGACGCAAAAAUGUAAUUUACCAACCAGAACGAUCAAAUUCGAGAUAUGGGAUACCGCCGGACAAGAACGUUUCGCCUCUCUUGCUCCCAUGUACUAUCGAAACGCCCAAUCCGCUCUCGUCGUUUAUGACCUCACAAAACCUACAUCACUAGCCAAAGCAAAGCACUGGGUGGCAGAGCUUCAAAGACAAGCAUCACCGGGCAUCGUCAUCGCACUUGUAGGCAACAAGCUCGAUUUGACAAAUGAGUCCGAUGAUUCCAGUAAUAACUUGGGAGAUGAAGAAUCAGCCGAAGGCGAAGAUUCAGGCGGAGAUGCGCGAAAGGUAUCAACUGCUGAGGCCAAAUCAUAUGCAGAAGAAGAGGGAUUAUUGUUCUUCGAGACUUCUGCCAAGCUUGGCACAAAUGUAACAGAGGUAUUCACGGCAAUCGCAAAUGCCAUCCCAGAGACAUCAUUGAAGGGAGCUAGAGGACCUGGAGCUACACAAGCAACUUCAGCAAGAGGAGAAGAACAGUCCAGAGUCAAUUUGACAGGGCCAAGGGAUAAUGCUUCGAAGGAGGGUUGUGCUUGUUAAUACAUCGGUCUCAUUUUUCGCGGGAUUCGUUCCAAUGUUUCCUUUAUUCGCAAUCGUUUGGGUUCCUGGGGUUUUUGGUGGUUAUUUUUGAUAUUUAUUAGCUGUUUGAUAUGAAUAUGAACCGAAUAGCAGGUAGUGAGGAGGCACAUCGGGACUAAGAGUGUUCAAGAAUAGCAUUUCAAGUUUUGGAAGUCCGUUAUGGUAGCAGCUAUGGCUCACUUUGUAACAGGAAUUUGCCACCGAUAAUCAAUAAUGACGAUCCGGCGCUUUUAGAAUUCUGUUGUCAUAAUAUGACUUUGGUUAUUAGUGAAGGUAAAACGAGUGAGCCGGCCUAUGUCCAUCCCGCCAUGGUUUUACGCACAGCUGUUUCAAGCCCUUCUACCAAAGCACAGAUGUUGCGAGGCAAUCCAUCGGAUUCUGAGGGACUCAAAUGCUUGGUGCACUUCUCCAAGUCUGGAUUGAUUCUAUUUAAGUUUAUGGCAACUAGUAAUGAUAAGCUUUUCCAUGUGGAGUUUUCACAAAGAGUAUAGAGUCCGACAAAUGUUGUUUCCA
This is a messenger RNA of Botrytis cinerea B05.10, 1529 nucleotides long. RefSeq lists its product as hypothetical. The record is from RefSeq and is a predicted model, not a curated record. The transcript has 3 exons. Gene Ontology annotation, molecular function: GTP binding; GTPase activity. NCBI's taxonomy places the organism in Eukaryota, Fungi, Ascomycota, Leotiomycetes, Helotiales, Sclerotiniaceae. Bases 252 to 977 code for a protein of 241 amino acids.